Messenger RNA from Staurois parvus, 297 nucleotides. The record is from the annotation of a GenBank genome assembly. Lineage: Eukaryota; Metazoa; Chordata; Amphibia; Anura; Ranidae.
GCGAAGACUUGGCAGAAUGCCAUGGUGUCUUGUAGGAAAGAAGAAGGGGACCUCGCAAGCUUGCACAAUGUUGAGGAAUCCAGCUUUGCUAAUUCAAACUUUGAGUUUGAAGGAGCAGGGCAUGUUUGGCUCGGAUUGAACGAUUUAAAGACACAAAUGUAUUUUGAGUGGAGCGAUGGCACAGCAGUGACCUAUACAGCAUGGAAGAGAGGAGAGCCUUCACACAUCGACAACAGAAGAGAGGACUGUGUCGCUUUAAACACAACGGUUGGUCAUUGGACAGACCAGGCAUGCGAG